Messenger RNA from Cloeon dipterum, 1743 nucleotides. RefSeq lists its product as uncharacterized. Bases 1 to 1728 code for a protein of 575 amino acids. The record is from RefSeq and is a predicted model, not a curated record. NCBI's taxonomy places the organism in Eukaryota, Metazoa, Arthropoda, Insecta, Ephemeroptera, Baetidae. The transcript is spliced from 7 exons.
AUGUUUAAAUUCGCAGAUCGCUUUGAUGUGGUUCAGAUUCACGAGGAGUUAAAAAAGCCGUACAACGCGACGGCGCCAAAAGACAAAAAGUUGCUCGACAUGGUCUUUGACAUCUACAAGCGCGCUUUUGACCAAACGUAUCCCGCAAACAACUUGGCAAAUUACGACCCAUCGCUAAAUUCGAAAAAAGCAGGCGUCCUGACGCAGCUCCUUUGGGACCGCACCAAAUACGUUGGAUGCGGAUACAGGUUCCACGUCUACCCAAGAUCUACUGGAUACCGCAAGCUCUUCUGCAUCUUCGGCCCAGCGGGCAACGUGAAGGGGGAGCCAGUCUACAGUGCCGGCGAGCCCAACUGCGAGAAAGAGUCGGCGGAGUUUCCAGGAUUAUGUGUGACCGACGAAGCGGAGCAGAAGUUCUUGCCGCUUCCUUGCGAGGACAAAGAUUUCAACACGAAAUACAAAUCGGCACUGUGCACGUCUAGGUCGGAAGUGUACAAAUGGAUCGGAAAAGGCUUUACGAGCAAUUCCUGGGUCUGCAAUGACCCCAAGUACGCAAAUUACACGGAUUUGAACCACGUCAUGUGCAACGAGUCGCCAAGCAGUUGUACCGGAAACAUUAUCAAAGAUCGCUUCAAUGUGAGUCAGUUCCUCGAGGAAUAUAGAGAAGAAUACGACCCGGCAGAGGCGAAGGACAAAAAGAUUUUCACAAUAACUCAGCGUGUCAUUGAGAGCGCUUUUGACAGGGAUGUCUACCUUCCAAAAAACUUGGCUAGAUACUACGAACCGACGGGAGAAAAAAAAUUAUUGGCGGACAGUCUCAUUCAGCUCUUAUGGGACCGCAGCAAAUACAUCGGCUGCGGAUACUGGUACCGGCACCACACCCCUUGGCCAUCUUGCCACCGCCUUCUCUUUUGCGCUUUCGGCCCAGCGGGUAAAGUGAAGGGCGAGCCGGUGUACAAAUUCGGCAAGCCGAGCUGCGAGCGCGAGUCGAAGGAGUUCCCGGGAUUGUGCGUGACCGAAGAGGACGAGAAGAAGUUCUUGCCGCUACCUUGCGACGACAGCGAAUUCAAUGCGACAUACGGGACACAACUGUGCACGUACAAGGAGGAACAGUCAAAAAGGAUCGAAGCGGAAAAUAGCUGCCAUGACCCCAAGUACGAAAAGUUCAAGGAUCGGAUCCACGUAAUGUGUGCCGAAACACCGGCCAGCUGCCCCAAAAAGAACAUCAUCGAUCGCAACAUCACGGACUACGAUAAGCGAGCGUUGGUUCACACGCUGAACGUUUUCCGAUCGCUCACGGCCACCGGACAAACAGGUGGAUAUCCCGCGGCCCUCAACAUGCAGCAGCUCAUCUGGGAUGAAGAACUGGCGACCCUGGCAAACAAAAUGUCCACAUUAUGCAAUCAUUUAGAUCAAUAUGACGUCUCGGUUGAUCGCUUCGAUGUGAGCCUGUUGCACGAAGAAAUAAUCGAGAGCUUCGACUCGACGACGGCCAAGGAGAAAAAGAUACUUGACAUCGCCUUGCAAGUCUACAGCCGCGUCUUUGACCGGACCUACCCUGCCAGGUUCUUGGCCCAAUACAACUCGUCGCUCAAUCCGGGCAAAGCGCACGGCUUGACGCAGCUUUUGUGGGCCCGCAUCAAGUACGUCGGAUGCGGAUUCAGGUUUCACACCGACCCUGCAGAUACCGCCUACCGCAGGCUCGUCUGCCUCUUCGGCCCAGCGUAAGUUUGUUUUCUUUUG